This is a messenger RNA of Alosa alosa (allis shad), 5307 nucleotides long. RefSeq names its product ATP-binding cassette, sub-family C (CFTR/MRP), member 8 (gene abcc8). Gene Ontology annotation, cellular component: membrane. Gene Ontology annotation, molecular function: sulfonylurea receptor activity; ATP hydrolysis activity; ATP binding. The record is from RefSeq and is a predicted model, not a curated record. Gene Ontology annotation, biological process: potassium ion transport; transmembrane transport. NCBI's taxonomy places the organism in Eukaryota, Metazoa, Chordata, Actinopteri, Clupeiformes, Clupeidae.
CUGUUUCUCUCUGUUUCUCUCUUUCUCUUUCUCUGUCUCUUUCUCUUUCUCUGUCUCUUUGCCUCUGUCUGACCUGACCCACUGGUCUCCCAGAGUCCUGGCUCCACCAUGUCUUUGGCGUUCUGUGGCAAUGAGAACAACUCGGCCGCCUACAACGUGGACGGUGGGGUGCUCAACAACGGCUGCUUCCUGGACGCCCUCACCGUGGUUCCCCAUGUGUUCCUGCUCUUCAUCACCUUCCCCAUCCUCUUCAUCGGCUGGGGCAGCCAGAGCUCCAAGGUGCACAUCCAUCACAGCACCUGGCUGCAUUUCCCUGGACACAACCUGCGCUGGAUCCUCACCUUCAUCCUGCUCUUCGUCUUGGUGUGUGAGAUCGCUGAGGGCAUCGUAUCAGAUGGGUUCACGCAGUCCCAUCACCUACACCUCUACAUGCCCGCGGCCCUGGGCUUCAUGGCCGCCAUCACUUCUAUAGUGUACUACCACAACAUCGAGACGUCCAACUUCCCCAAGCUCCUGCUAGUGUUGCUGGUGUAUUGGGUGUUGGCGUUUGUGACGAAGACGCUGAAGUUUGCCAAGUACACGGAGCAGGGGGUGGGCAUGAAGCAGCUGCGCUUCUGCAUCACGGGGCUGCUGUCUCUGCUCUACGGCCUGCUACUCGCUGUGGAGGGCAACGUUAUCCUGGGGCGGCGAUACGUCUGCUUCCAGCAAGCCCCAGAGGUCAAGCCGCCAGAGGACCUUCAAGACCUGGGUGUCCGAUUCCUGCAGCCGUUCGUCAACCUGCUUUCCAAAAGCACAUAUUGGUGGCGACCCAUUGACCUCAAGGUCCUCGGCAAGCUUCCCAUCGCCAUGCGAGCGAUCACCAACUACCUGAAGCUACGCAAGGUUUUCGAGGAUCAGAGGAGGCCUCAGGACAGCCAACCCCAAGGACCCCAGUUGAUCUGGAAGGCCCUGCGAAAGGCCUAUGGGAGGCCGCUGAUCCUCAGCAUCUCCUACCGCUUCAUGGCUGACCUGCUGGGCUUCGCCGGGCCGCUCUGCAUCUCCGGGAUCGUGCACCACAUCAGCAAGGAGAACCGCACCAUUCAGCCACCGGUGAAGCUGCUGGGGGUUUACUUUAUCUCAUCGCGGGAGUUCCUGGCCAACGCCUACGUGCUCACUGUGCUGCUCUUCUCCGCGCUGCUCCUGCAGAGGACCUUCCUCCAGGCCUCCUACUACGUGGCCAUUGAGAAUGGCAUCAACCUGAGAGGGGCCAUACAGAUGAAGGUCUACAACAAGAUUAUGCGUCUCUGCACAUCAAACUUGUCGAUGGGCGAGAUGACCGUGGGCCAGAUAUGUAACCUGGUUGCCAUCGACAUCAAUCAGCUCAUGUGGUUCUUCUUCUUGUGUCCAAACCUGUGGGCCAUGCCAGUUCAAAUUGUUGUGGGGGUGAUUCUGUUGUACUACCUCUUGGGUAUAAGUGCCUUGAUUGGAGCCACCGUCAUUGCACUCCUGGCCCCAGUGCAGUACUUUGUGGCAACCAAAUUGUCUGAAGCACAAAAAAGUACUUUGGAGUACUCAAAUGACCGUCUGAAGAAGACCAAUGAGCUGCUGAGGGGCAUCAAGCUCCUGAAGCUCUACGCCUGGGAGCACAUCUUCUGUGGCAGCAUGGAGGAGACACGCAAGAAGGAGCUUAAGAGCCUGCAGACCUUCGCCCUCUACACCUCCAUCUCCAUUUUCAUGAAUACAGCCAUCCCAAUCGCAGCUGUUCUUACCACGUUCGUGGUCUACGUUCACAUCUCGGAGGAUGCAAAUCUGUCUCCUGCUGUAGCGUUUGCCUCCCUGUCCCUCUUCCACAUGCUGGUCUCGCCUCUCUUCCUUCUGUCCAGCGUAGUGCGCUCCACUGUCAAAGGCCUGGUCAGUGUGCAGAAACUUAGUGAGUUCUUCUCAUGUGACGAGAUCGGAGAGGAACAGGAGCCCAGGACCACUCUCCCCCCGGCCUCCUCCAAAAACAGCAAGUACCAGGCCCUGCCUCUAAAGGUGGUGAACCGUAAGCACCCUGGCCGGGAGGACUGGAAUAACUUUGGGCUCCACCGAGACCUUGAGGAGGAGAGCCUCUCCCUGGACGAUGAGGACACCUGCAUCAAGAUCAGCAAUGGAUACUUCACCUGGGUAGAUGGUCCCCCCACAUUGUCAAAUGUUAAUAUAAAGAUUCCAUUCGGUCAGCUAACCAUGAUUGUGGGGCAGGUGGGAUGUGGGAAGUCCUCCCUGCUGCUGGCUGCUCUAGGAGAGAUGCAGAAGACCUCUGGUAGUGUAGUCUGGAACAGUCUUCCCAACCUGGACUCAGAAGGUGAUGAGAGCCCCACUUGUAAGGACACUGCCGGAGAGGGCGAUAUCAGGAAGAGGGGCUCUGUGGCCUACGCCUCCCAGAAGCCCUGGCUCCUGAAUGCCACCCUGGUGGAGAACAUCACCUUUGAGAUGCCCUUGAUCAAAGAGAGAUAUAAGACUGUCAUAGAUGCCUGUUCUCUGCAGCCGGAUAUCGACAUCCUGCCACAGGGAGACCAGACUGAGGUCGGCGAGCGGGGAAUCAUCCUGUCAGGAGGUCAGCGCCAGCGAAUCGGAGUGGCAAGAGCCCUUUACCAAUCCACUAAUGUGGUCUUUCUGGACGACCCAUUCUCUGCUCUGGACAUCCACCUGAGCGACCACCUGAUGCAGGAGGGCAUCCUGAAGCUGCUGAGAGAGGAGAAGCGGACAGUGGUGCUGGUCACUCACAAGCUGCAGUACCUGCCACACGCGGACUGGAUCAUUGCGAUGAAGGAUGGGAGCAUUCAUACAGAGGGCACCCUGAAGGACAUCCAGAAUGCCGAGCCGGAACUGUUUGAGCAGUGGAAGACCCUCAUGCACCGACAAGACAAGGAAUUUGAGAAGGAGACGGUGGCAGAGAGCAUGACGGUGCUGGAGAGGAAGAAUCUCCGCAGGGCCAUGUACUCACGCGAGGCCCUCAAGACCGAGGAGGAGGAUGGAGCACUGGGGUACACAGGUGAGCUGCUGCUGCUGCUCUCGCAGCUCCUCAAGCACUCGCUCCUAGUGUCCAUCGACUACUGGCUCGCUCACUGGACCUCCAACGUCAUCAACGCCAAGAUCCACGCGGGCGAGAACUGCACCUCCGCACAGGAGUGUGGCUUCAGCCACUCGUCGUACCUGCUGGUGUUCAGCGUGCUGUGCUGUCUGGGCAUCGCGCUGUGCCUGGUCACCUCGGUGACAGUGGAGUGGACAGGGCUGCGUGUGGCCAAGGAGCUCCACAGCAACCUGCUCAAAACCAUCAUACUGGCCCCUAUGAGGCUUUUUGAGACGACUCCGCUUGGAAGCCUCCUGAACAGGUUUUCAACAGAUACAAACACCAUCGACCAGCACAUCCCCGCCACUCUGGAGUGUCUGAGUCGCUCCACGCUGCUGUGUCUCUCUGCUCUGGGCGUCAUCUCCUUCGUGACACCCGUCUUUCUCAUUGCACUGGUACCCCUGGCCUUCGCCUGCUACUUCUUCCAGAAAUACUUCAGAGUGGCCUCCAGAGACCUGCAGCAGCUGGAGGACUCUACUCAGCUGCCUCUGCUGGCCCAUUUCUCUGAGACGGUGGAAGGUCUGACCACCAUUCGCGCGUUCAGAUAUGAGGCCAGAUUCAGGCACAAACUAUUGGAGUUUACUGAUGCCAACAACAUUGCCUCUCUCUUCCUCACCGCAGCCAAUCGCUGGCUAGAAGUUCGAAUGGAGUACAUUGGAGCCUGCAUCGUGCUUAUAGCUGCUGUGGCCUCCAUCACAAACUCCAUAUACAACCAUCUGUCCACGGGGCUGGUAGGACUGGGCCUCACCUAUGCACUUAUGGUGUCUAAUUACCUGAACUGGAUGGUGCGCAACCUGGCGGACAUGGAGGUGCAGAUGGGCUCGGUCAGGAGGAUCAGUGCCCUGCUGAAGACAGAGCCCGAGAGCUACGAGGGGCUCAUGUCGGCGUCUCAGGUGCCUGACGGCUGGCCCCAGCAGGGGGAGAUUCAGAUCCAGAACCUGAGCGUGCGUUACGACAGCACCCUCAAGCCCGUCCUCAAGAAUGUCAACGCCCACAUCAACCCUGGGCAGAAGGUUGGGAUCUGUGGCAGAACAGGGAGUGGCAAGUCCUCCUUUUCUCUGGCCUUCUUUCGCAUGGUGGACACAUUCGAGGGACGCAUCAUCAUUGAUGGGAUUGACAUCGCACAGCUGCCCCUGCAGAUGCUGCGCUCCCGUUUCUCCAUCAUCCUGCAGGACCCCAUCCUGUUCAGCGGGACCAUACGGUUUAACCUGGACCCAGAGAGCAGGGCAUCAGACUGUAUGCUGUGGGAGGCCCUGGAGAUUGCCCAGCUCAAGUCUGUGGUGAAAACCUUGCCUGGGGGACUUGAUGCUAUAGUGACGGAGGGUGGGGAGAACUUCAGCCAGGGCCAGCGACAGCUCUUCUGCCUGGCCCGAGCAUUUGUACGAAAGACCAGCAUCCUUAUCAUGGAUGAGGCCACUGCCUCCAUAGACAUGGCUACGGAGAGCAUUCUACAGAAAGUGGUGAUGACAGCUUUCGCUGAUAGGACGGUGGUAACCAUAGCGCAUCGCGUACACACGAUCUUGAAAGCUGACCUGGUUAUCGUCAUGAAACGAGGAAUCAUUCUGGAGCAUGACAAGCCAGAGGUCCUGCUCGAGCAGGAGGACAGCGUCUUUGCCUCGUUUGUCAAGGCAGACAAAUAAGAACAAGGAGGAAGACAAAGACAGAAUCAAGGACCUUCAAAGUGCAAUUGCAUCAUGGACUACUACUGUUUCUGUUUUUUGUUGUUGUUGUUUUUUUUUUAUCAUGCAUCAUAUUUGUAAAUAAGAUUAUACUUCUUUAUUAAUAAAAAAGUAAUUUUCAUUUUAAAUCAUAUAUUUUUUAAGAAUGGGUACUGUCGUACUGUUGAAUAACGUUAGGGGACACUCCCAGUGGGAGGAGAUGAAAUAUAUCUAUUACACAAGUAUUCUGAUAUGUUUGACAUAUAUUCAUAUUGACAGAUGGUCAUAUGGGUCAUAAUGUAUACUAAUCGUGGCAAAAAUUAAGCAAUUCCAUUUACAGUCUAAUGUAUGCGCAUAGCUAUCUAGUGGUGUAACUAUUAUGGACAAGUGUUGACAUGCAUUGGACGAAUCAUUGGAUUUGAUAAAGCUAGCAUACUGCCAGGAUUACAAAAACCACAGGAGCUAUGUCAACUGUAUGCAAUAAUGACAAAUAUUAGGUGGACCAAUUUUGAUUCAACUUGGACAGCACAAACACAUUAAAGGGAAACUCAAACUGAA